This is a messenger RNA of Darwinula stevensoni, 1958 nucleotides long. Lineage: Eukaryota; Metazoa; Arthropoda; Ostracoda; Podocopida; Darwinulidae. The record is from the annotation of a GenBank genome assembly.
AUGGAGUUGACGUCGGCGUUUGGUUACCUGAUUUACGCAGGAUGCUUUGCAGCUACCUUGUCGUCGGCCAUUGCCACUCUGGAAGGUGCACCAAGGGUUCUCAUGGCCCUGUCAAAAGAUAAACUCUACCCAGGGAUUGGAAUUUUCGCCAAAGGCCAGGGUGAAAAUAACAGUCCUGUUCGUGGAUACAUCCUCUGCUUCAUCGUCGCCAUCGGCUGGACACUCAUCGGCGAGCUGAAUGCGAUCGCGUCACUUUUGGUGAAUUUCUACAUGGCCUCUUAUGGUAUGGUGAAUUUCUCCGUGUUCCACGCCAGCAUCAGCCGCUUCCCCGGGUGGAGACCGGCCUUCAAGUAUUACAAUGCAUGGGUGAGCCUGUUGGGAACGCUCCUGUGUGCGGCCGUCAUGUUCAUCAUUCAAUGGGAUCUCGCCCUGAUCACAUUCGCCAUCAUCGCCGCCCUCUAUCUCUACGUCUCCUAUCGGAAACCAGACGCGAACUGGGGAUCGAGUACUCAGGCGCAGACGUACAACAGCGCCCUGAAACACGUGUCGGAAUUGAAUCGGACGGAGGAACACGUGAAGACAUAUCGACCACAACUCCUCGUCUUAUCCGGAUUCCCCAGAGAUCGCCAUCCUCUCAUGGACUUUGCUCAUUCCAUCACCAAGCACAGCUCUCUUCUCAUUGCUGGCGAUGUCGUCAAGGAUUCGCUGAAACUGUCGGCCAGGAUGGCUCGGACAGAAUCCGCUCGACGAUGGCUCCAGCGGAACAAAAUCCGAAGUUUCUAUACGUUGAUGAACAGUGAUAGUUUCCACGAGGGUGUGAGGGCGUUGAUUCAGUGCUCGGGAGUGGGGAAACUCAGGCCGAAUGUUGUUCUCAUGGGGUUCAAACGAGACUGGCAGACCUGUGAUCGCCAUCACCUACAAGAGUAUUUUCAGAUCAUCCAUGAUGCUUUCGAGAAUCACAUGGGCGUGGCCAUCUUGAGGGUGAAGGGCGGACUGGACUAUUCCAGUCUGGUUGAGGAGAUCGGGAUUUUAGAUGGCGCAGCGGCACUGAAGUCCGGUCCUACCGGUGACUCUAAGAUCUUCAAUGAUCCGGCAACCGAGGUGACGAGCGCGGAGCCUCUGGCCAAAAGAGACUCUACCGGCAGCGUAAACGACGAACACGAUACAGAGGAGGAGUUAACCGACGGGGUCUUAACGGGUGAAGAGAUUGAAGGUUCCCCUGGUCUGGGUGAGAAGAAGAAGAAGAAGAAAAAAAAGGCGGCGGCGGUGGAAUAUCGCAGUCCUGGUGGGUACCCCCUAGCAAAGGACAUCUUGCAUGCCAUGACUCAAUUCCAACAGAAGCAGAAGAGGGGACGAAUCGACGUCUGGUGGCUCUACGACGACGGUGGUUUGACGUUAUUGCUGCCGUUCAUUCUGAAGACCCGGUCGCAGUGGAGUGGAUGCAAACUGCGAGUCUUCACGUUGGCCUCUGUCAAGGGCGAGUUGGAACAGGAGCAACGGAGCAUGGCGGCAUUGUUGAGCAAGUUCCGAAUCAACUACAGUGAUGUAAUUGUGGUGCCCGACGUGAGGAAGAAAGCUGCCAAAGCGACAAGCAGGGAAUUCUUCAAUCUUCUGGAACCGUUCAAGGAGAAAGCUGGAGAUGAAUCAGUGACGGACGAAAUUUUGAGAAAGCUUCAAGAGAGGAACAACAGACAGAUGAGACUGAGAGAACUCCUGCUCCAAAAUUCCCUUGACGCCUCUCUCAUUGUCAUGACGUUGCCGGUAGCAGCAAAGGGGACUGUGACGGCGCCGAUCUACAUGGCUUGGUUGGAGACCCUCACCAAGAACUUACCACCAUUUCUACUCAUCAGGGGGAACCAGACGUCCGUUCUCACCUUCUACUCCUAGCCUGUUCACUACCAGCGACAUUCCCUCCUCUCAAAAUGUUUUGACUAAGAAUCUGAUCUAUAAAGACCGCC